ACCUCAGCUCCGCCCACAUGCUGUUUCGUCUGUAGCAACUCUAGUGAGACGUCCACAGGGCCAUAUCAUCUGCCUGGCUCCCCCUACACGCCCCCUCCAGCAAUUGCUACACCAUGGCCGAACAGGAUGAAGUUGCGAGCAAGGUCCUGCGAAGGGCACAGGUCUCAAAGAUGACUCGGACGCUGCAGAACCGCCUCGCUCUGGCCAACGUCAAGAUGAAGAACGGCUGGGAGAGUCUCAGCCUGGAUGCCAUUGAGCCUGUCCUCGACGGUGUCGAGCGCAAGCGCAAGCGCCCCGGCUCCAGCAACGAAGCCAUGUCGGACGUAUCCAGCGUCUCCGAGCGCUUCUACCAGCCCAGCAUCCUCGACUCCUCCCCCCUCCAAGCGCCCAUAUUCUCAGACGACGUCCGCCGCUCAGUCAGUCGGUCCGUCAGCACCGGCAGCUACAUCCACAACAAGCGACCUCGUCACGACCGAACAAAGUACCCAGCAUCGAGCAACCACGCCCGUGUCAAAGUAAGGACUGCCACCAGUGCUGCCACCUCGUGGAAGAACAACUUCCACUUGCCCGAGUCCUCGCCUGUAUGCCAUCGCAGACAUGCCCGUUUUGGCCGUCAGCAUGUUCCGAGCCUGUCCUUUGUCUCUGAAACCUCGACCGUUCCCGAUCCGCAUUCACCCCUACUGUCCGAAGACGACGACGAAGACCUACCCAUUACAUCUUUCUCCCUGAACAGAUCGCAUUUCCAACCAUCCUUCCAGUCAUCACCGCCCAAAACCCCACGCACACCGCCCCCAGAUGUUGCACGUUCAGCACGUCUUCGACAACGGGGGUUCAAUGCUGCCGGCGCAGCUCGGGAAGGCAAACAUGGGGACAACGACGCAAACCUCUUGAUGUAUCUCGCAACAUCACCCACACCGGUUCGACCUGGUCACCAGAAGCCACAAAUGCUUGCCCCAUCAACUCCACCGCCCAAAGCCACACCCCUUCCCUCGUCGAUGAUGUCCACGCCUGGUGGUGGUGGCUCUCAUUAUACAGGCUUCGGUCUUGCGACACCGUCAACGAACCUCAACUUUGCAGAGUUCCUCAACAUGUCCCCGAGCCCUGCGCAGGUCAAUGCAUCGUCGUGGAACCGCACACCUGUCGCCACCAGAACACCUGCUGCUGUCCGCGAAGCACGGCGUCAUCUCAACUUCGACAAUAUUGCUCCAUCUGGUGAUGCUUCACACAUGACUGGCCACAUGGGAAAAGUAGAUAGCUUCGGCAUGGACCUCGGCGGUGAACUCAUCUCGUAAAGUUCAUCUCAUCUACCAUACACAACAACCCAGCAAGCGUUUGGGCACGACGCAACGACACUCUGGCGACAUUGAGCACGUUCAGUGCAUCGCACAACUACCAUUCCAUGCAUUGCUGCUAUUGAGCGGCUUCUCUUAUUCUCAUCUGGAUUCUUUUAAGCAUGGCGUUCACGGAGGCUUGGCCUCUUUCUGGAUUAUGGAAGGCAUUAUCGACACAACCCAUGCAUCACUGCACACGUCUUCUACGUUAUCUUUCGCAUGCAUCCGC
This is a messenger RNA of Alternaria alternata, 1560 nucleotides long. RefSeq lists its product as hypothetical. The record is from RefSeq and is a predicted model, not a curated record. The transcript is spliced from 2 exons. The coding region runs from base 114 to 1292 and encodes 392 amino acids. NCBI's taxonomy places the organism in Eukaryota, Fungi, Ascomycota, Dothideomycetes, Pleosporales, Pleosporaceae.